ACGAGACGCUCGCUCAGGCAUCGGUGACCGUACAUUUACGAAUGGACGGCAUGAAUUUGAUAUCAAACCAUAUUCUAACUAGUCCGAAUCCUUUCAACGAAUGCUUAAUUUUACAAGGCUAUUAGAACGUUAUACUUAUAGUUCAGUUUAGCCGUCUGUAGCUUAGACAUGGCGUCUUGAGCUAUGUGAAAAUGGCUCUAUAACACGGUGUUGUGGAGGGCGCGUGGUCCAUUCAACAAGGAGCUGUGGACACCAGCAGGCAGGAUGGAGGAGAAGAAACGCAACAUCCGGAUCAUUGAAUGGGAGGACCUGGACAAGAAAAAGUUCUACUCCCUGGGUGUGUUCAUGACCAUGACCACCAGGGCCACAGUCUACCCGUUCACCCUCAUCCGCACCCGGCUGCAGGUGCAGAAGGGCAAGUCCCUCUACAAAGGCACCUUUGACGCCUUCUACAAGAUCCUGAAGGCGGAGGGCCCGCGAGGCCUCUACCGAGGCUUUAUGGUUAACACCUUCACCUUGAUCUCAGGCCAGGCCUACAUCACCACCUACGAACUGGUAAGGAAGUACGUGUCCCAAUAUUCCAGCAAUAACACAGUGAAGUCUCUGUGGGCAGGGGGAGCGGCGUCCCUGGUGGCCCAGACCAUCACUGUGCCCAUAGAUAUGGUCUCUCAGCAGCUCAUGAUGCAAGGCCAGGUGGGACACCUGAGCCGCUUCAAGGUCAAACCCAAAAUAAUGAUGGCGACAUCCAAGAGCAAAGUGACUUUCGGACAAACCAGGGACAUUGUGGUGCAGAUAUGCGCCGCAGACGGUUUCCGGGGAUUUUACCGGGGAUACGUGGCAUCCCUCCUCACCUACAUCCCCAAUAGCGCGGUGUGGUGGCCUUUUUAUCAUUUUUAUGCAGAAAACCUUUCCAAACUAGCCCCCAGUGAUUGUCCUCACCUGCUUCUGCAGGCUAUCGCUGGGCCAAUGGCAGCAGCCACAGCCUCCACCAUCACCAAUCCCAUGGAUGUUGUGCGGGCCAGAGUGCAGGUGGAGGGCAGGUCAUCGGUCAUUGCAACCUUCAAGCAGCUGCUGGCAGAGGAAGGACCUUGGGGGAUGACUAAAGGGUUGUCUGCCCGCAUCAUCUCCUCCACCCCCACGGCCGUGGUCAUCGUGGUGGGCUACGAGACCCUCAAGAGACUGAGCCUGCGGCCUGAGCUGGUCAACUCUAGACACUGGUAAAUACCAGAGGGACAACCAGGGACAGACCCGGGCUAGACUGGGCCAGGUAGCCAGGGACACUGUCAAACAAAGACAAAACAUGGCUACCUGGUCCCCCAUAUUGCCGAUUCGGGUUGCCUUUGAAAAACUGUUGCCUUUUUUAUGUUUUAAUGUGAGGUUGGUGGAUUUUAUCAUGAUGUUUGGGCAGAGGAAUUAUGAUUCAUACCUUUUUGUUUUCAGGGAGUACAACUGUAGAUAUUGGAACUUGUCAAUUAGAGGUAUGGAGAAAAAUGUGUGUUGCAAAUGAAAGUGUAAUAAGGAGAGUCAUUUAAUUUACUAAUUAUAAGGCUUGGUAAAUUUGACACUGGGUUAAACUGGUUUUCAAAAAAGACUCACAAAUCCUUUGUUGCACUUAAAGAAUGGUGUUUGUUAACUUUAAAUGGUACAUGUUUGUCAGCUUUGUAUUGUUCAUGUAUUCACCCAAUGGUUGCGUUUCACUGGCAAAGGUAAUGUAGACAACCCUGCUGAGAGCCUGUCGACAGGGCAGGUUAUUACAUUCAAGUUCUCUUCCUAGGGUGAGAAAGGACCAGGGCUAUGUUGAAUAAGAGCAGAACUGCUCUAUAGUACCCUUUUUCACAGAAUAUGAUUUGUGUAAAGCAAGUUAUUCAAAAUAGGCUUGGGAAACACUAUGGCAUGGUAAAAUUACUGGUGCCUCAACACAUCUCAAUUUAAAAACAGAGCUACCUACUCCUGCCCUCAAUGCUUGUGGACUGUUGGGAAUAGUACACUAUAUGGGAAUAGUACACUAUAUACAAAAGUAUGUGGACACCCUUUCAAAUGAGUGGAUUUGGCUAGUUCAGCUCCACCAGUUGCAUACAAUUGAGCACACCGCCAUGCAAUCUCCAUAGACAAACAUUGGCAGUAGAAUUGCCUUACUGAGGAGUGCCAUGUUGAAAGUCAUUGAGCUGUCAUAAGAUGCCCCCUCAAAUGUCUACCCUGCUUAACUGUAAGUGCUGUUAUUGGGAGGUGGAAACAUCUAGGAGCAACAGCUCAGCCGCAAAGUGGUAAGCCAUACAAACUCACAGAAUGGGACCGCUGAAGUGCGUAGGGUGUAAAAAUAAUCUGUCCUCGGCUGCAACACACUACCAAGUUCCAAACUGCCUCUGGAAGCGACAAAAUAACUCAGUCUGGAGCUUCAUGAAAUGGACACCCUAAGAUCACCAUGCGCAAUGCCAAGCGUCAGCUGGAGUGAUGUAAACGCUUGCCGCCAUUGGACUCUGGAGCAGUGGAAACACUUCACCAUCUGGCAGUCCGACGGAUGAGUCUGGGUUUGGCGGAUGCCAGGAGAAUGCUACUUGCCUGAAUGCAUAGUGCCAACUGUAAAGUUUGGUGGAGUCCCCGCAGCAAUGUUCCAACAUCUAGUGCAAAGCCUUCGCAGAGUGGAGUCCGUUACAGCAGGAAAGGGGGGUACAAACUCCAUAUGAAUGCCCAUGAUUUUGGAAUGAGAUGUUCGACAAGCAGGUGUCCACAUACUUUUGAUCAUGGUGAGGCAGCCAUUUUAGGAGUCCAUUGUCCUGAAACAUGCCACAAUAAAAUGCUCUAUGAAGUGUUUCUUGGCUAAAAUUAGAUUUAGCAAUUUAAUUAAUGGGUUCUAAAUGUACUACAUACAUUUCAUGGAGUAUAUGCUAUAGUGAAUAUGGUUGUGUUAUGAAUAUUUCAACUUUUUUUCUGUAAGUUGUAGACUGAACUGUUGCACUUCAUUGAUUUUAGUUCAUGAAAUUAACAUUGUUUGUAAGCAUUCACGCAUUAUGAAUUUGCCCAUCUGCUCAUACCUUCCUCAAAUAUGAGUGGCGAUAUUUGGCACCAUGCUCAGUUGUGAAGUAUACCCAUGUUAACUGGAUAGGGUGUUCUGAUUUCUUCAAUGAGAUAGCAACAAUUUCAGGUCACAACUGUGUUUUGGAUAAAGUAAAUAGAUUUAAGUUAUUUUAACUUGAUGGAAAAUGUCAAAUACUGUCACAGCACACCCAGCCUUUAAGUUUCUCCUAAUGCUUAGCAAAAAAUCAUAACUCAUGAAUUUGAAUUGCAAGGUCAUUGACAGUUUGUACAAUAAAUUGGACUUCACACUUUCAGGAA
Messenger RNA from Salvelinus fontinalis (brook trout), 3333 nucleotides. RefSeq names its product solute carrier family 25 member 44a (gene slc25a44a). Gene Ontology annotation, biological process: branched-chain amino acid catabolic process; transmembrane transport. The coding region runs from base 265 to 1221 and encodes 318 amino acids. Lineage: Eukaryota; Metazoa; Chordata; Actinopteri; Salmoniformes; Salmonidae. Gene Ontology annotation, cellular component: mitochondrion. The transcript is spliced from 4 exons. The record is from RefSeq and is a predicted model, not a curated record. Gene Ontology annotation, molecular function: branched-chain amino acid transmembrane transporter activity.